Ambispora leptoticha is the source of this 210-nucleotide messenger RNA. Lineage: Eukaryota; Fungi; Glomeromycota; Glomeromycetes; Archaeosporales; Ambisporaceae. The record is from the annotation of a GenBank genome assembly.
AUUGGUGAAAUAUGGAAAGGAAUUCUCGAAGGUGCGUAUGAAGCGAUGUCACCAAGAUGGCGAGAGUAUAUGAAUAUUUCCGCGGAACAAAUGCAUGAACUUGUUGAUGCGGUGUUAAAAGAACAUGAUGAACGUGGUGUUCAUACGAAUUGGCGUUUGUUUAUUGGACAACGCAAGUUUAAUAAUGAUAUAACAAAUGAAGUUGUAUAA